This is a messenger RNA of Cyprinodon tularosa, 3732 nucleotides long. It is a transcript of the gene hk2, whose product is annotated as hexokinase 2. The coding region runs from base 230 to 3046 and encodes 938 amino acids. Gene Ontology annotation, cellular component: mitochondrion; cytosol. Gene Ontology annotation, molecular function: glucokinase activity; fructokinase activity; mannokinase activity. The transcript has 19 exons. Lineage: Eukaryota; Metazoa; Chordata; Actinopteri; Cyprinodontiformes; Cyprinodontidae. Gene Ontology annotation, biological process: glycolytic process; glucose 6-phosphate metabolic process; intracellular glucose homeostasis. The record is from RefSeq and is a predicted model, not a curated record.
AUGACGUCAACAACCACCCAGUUCAGGAAGCUGGAAGUUUCAUGGUUCUCAGAGUUCGACUAUUUCUUCUAACCCGUUUUAAAACCAGCAGAACUUAAGUCAAAGGAGGAGAGAGGGGAAGUUUUAGCUGUCGUAACUAAAAGGCACGUGUCUUUUUUCUGGAAAUACACUUUUUCUUGUCGCUGUACCGAAGUCGGAGGGGGCAGGUUUCCACAUCAGUCAUCUGAAGAUGCUAACCUCAAGUCUCCCAGCUAACGCCUUUACUGAACUCCAUGAUGACCAGGCACAAAAAGUGGAUCAAUACCUGCACAAGUUCAAGUUGUCAGACAAGACUUUGAUGGAGUUAUCUGUUAGAUUUCGGCGAGAGAUGGAUAAAGGCUUAUGCAGGGACACGAAUCCCACAGCUGCUGUCAAAAUGCUACCAACCUUUGUGCGCUCUACUCCUGACGGAACAGAACAAGGAGAAUUCUUGGCGCUGGACCUCGGUGGAUCCAACUUCCGAAUUCUGCUGGUUAAAGUGCAGGGCAAUGGCGAGCAAAAGGUGGAGAUGGAAAGCCAGACUUAUGACAUUCCUGAGCUUGUGAUGAGAGGCAGCGGCUCUGAGUUAUUUGACCACAUCGCCGACUGCCUGGCUGAUUUUCUGGAGAAGAUGGGGAUAAAGGAUAAGAAGCUUCCUCUAGGUUUCACCUUUUCUUUCCCCUGCCUGCAGACCAAGUUGGAUGAGAUAAAAUCUUCCAUCCAAAAAACAAGGGCCCACGAUCAAAUGUCAUCAUAUCAGAGCGUCUUGAUGUCUUGGACCAAAGGCUUCAGGUUGAGUGGAGUGGAAGGAAAGGAUGUGGUCAGCCAUUUGAGGAGGGCUAUCAAAAAGCGAGGGGACUUUGACACUGACAUCAUGGCAGUAAUCAGCGACACAGUGGGAACCAUGAUGACCUGCGGCUUUGAUGAUCGUCACUGUGAAAUUGGCCUCAUAGUGGGUACAGGCACCAAUGCUUGUUACAUGGAGCAGAUGAGGAACCUGCAGCUGCUGGAUGGAGAUGAGGGUCAGAUGUGUGUUAAUACAGAGUGGGGAGCUUUUGGAGAUGAUGGCGCCCUGGAGGACCUGCGCACUGACAUUGACCGGGAAAUCGAUGCAGGCUCGUUGAACCCUGGAAAGCAGCUGUUUGAGAAGAUGAUAAGUGGGAUGUACAUGGGGGAGCUGGUGCGUCUCAUCAUGGUGAAGAUGGCCAGAGAUAAGCUGUUGUUCCAGGGCAACACUACGCCAGAUCUUCUUACCACCGGACACUUCAGCACCAACUAUGUCUACACUAUUGAGAGUGACAAAGAUGAAGAAGGUCUAGCAAAUGCUGAGAAGGUGCUCCGUAGCAUGGGUCUCAACCCGUCUGCUGAGGACUGCGCCGCUACCAGGAGGAUUUGUCAGAUCGUUUCGACUCGCGCAGCACACCUGUGUGCUGCCACCCUGGCAGCAGUGAUGCGACAGAUCCGGGAUAACAAAGCGGCUGAAAAGUUGCGCAUCACCAUUGGAGUAGAUGGCUCAGUUUACAAAAAUCACCCAGAAUUUUCCAGGAGGCUGAACAAAAUGGUGCGGCGCCUGGUUCCAGACUGUGACGUCCGGUUUCUGCAGUCACAGCACGGCAGCGGUAAAGGUGCAGCGAUGGUCACCGCAGUGGCCUACCGUCUUGCUGCUCAGCAUGCAGAGAGGCAGCGCAUCCUUGACACCCUGCGUUUGAGUCGUGAGCAGCUGUUUGAGGUCAAGAGGAGAAUGACAGAGGAGAUGGCACGAGGCCUUUCAAAGCAAACGCAUGACCAAACGAGCGUCAAGAUGCUUCCUACGUAUGUCCGAUCCACUCCAGACGGAACAGAACAAGGAGAUUUCUUGGCUUUGGACCUUGGUGGAUCUAGUUUCCGUGUUCUUCUUGUUCGGCUCAAAAAAGAAAAGAAGCAAAAGGUGGACAUGCACCAGAAGAUCUACAGCAUCGAUCAGGAUACAAUGCAAGGCACAGGGGAAGAGCUCUUUGAUCACAUUGUGUACUGCAUUGCUGACUUCUUGGAUUACAUGGGAAUGCGAGGAGCUUCCUUACCUCUGGGAUUUACUUUCUCUUUUCCGUGUGAUCAAACCAAACUGGAUGAGGGCAUUCUCCUGAAGUGGACAAAAGGUUUCAAAGCCAGCGGCUGUGAGGGGAAAGAUGUUGUGAUGUUACUUAAAGAGGCUGUUCGACGUAAACAGAAAUUUGACCUGAACUUUGUGGCGGUGGUAAAUGACACAGUGGGGACCAUGAUGACCUGUGCUUAUGAGGACCCCCAAUGUGAGCUGGGCCUUAUUGUAGGCACAGGAACCAACGCCUGCUACAUGGAGGAGAUGCACAACAUUGAGACAGUGGAGGGAAACGAAGGCCGCAUGUGUGUCAAUGUAGAAUGGGGAGCGUUUGGUGAAAAUGGUGAACUGGAUGACUUUUGCACAGAGUUUGACCGUGCUGUGGAUGAAUGCUCCAAUCACCCCGGGAAACAGAGGUAUGAGAAGAUGAUUAGUGGCAUGUACCUGGGAGAGAUAGUGAGGAACGUGCUAAUAGAUUUCACCGCUAAGGGUCUGCUGUUCAGAGGCAAACUGUCAGAGCGACUGAAGACCCGGGGCAUCUUUGAGACCAAGUUUCUUUCACAGAUUGAAAGCGACCGCCUGGCCAUGCGUCAGGUCCGCUCCAUCCUGCAGCACCUGGGCCUCACCGGCUCCACGUGUGACGACAGCGUUCUGGUGAAGGAGGUGUGCAGCGUCGUCGCUCGCCGUGCAGCUCAGCUCUGCGGCGCCGGUCUAGCUGCUCUGGUAGACAAGAUCCGACAGAAUCGCAACCUGAAUCAGCUCUCCAUCACUGUGGGAGUGGACGGCACGCUUUACAAGACGCAUCCUCAUUUCUCAAGCAUCAUGCAGGAAACCCUGCAGGAUUUGGCCCCACAGUGUGAGGUGACUUUCCUCAAGUCAGAGGAUGGCAGCGGGAAAGGAGCAGCGCUCAUCACAGCUGUGGCCUGUAGGUUCAAGAGUGAGAAGCUGCUGUGAAUCCACACGACGACAGCAGAGCUGCAGCAACUUUCUCCCUUUGGGUCAACAUACUGUGCAGUCAAUCACCAAUCUGUAGUCUCUUAUGUUAUGUAUGUUUAGUCACACGUGGCUGUCUGUGCUUGAUGGUAGGAAGUGAAGCUGUGACGGAGGUCUGGGUGUAAAUUAGGCUCAGAAAUCACAGGUGUGGUAAUGAGCCUUCACCCUCUGUGAGACACGACUGUUACGAGCAUUGGGCUUUUGUUUCUGACACUCCCUAAAUGUCUUUUAUGUCUAUACUUAGAUUUUGUUCUAUUUUUAAGUCAAGGCUGUCAAUUACGCAUUGCAGUCCGCCAUGUUUAAAAAAAAAAAAAAAACUCCCAGACCAAAAGCAGAUCAUGGCAUGCAGCUGGUAAAUGAUGUUUUUUUUUAUACCAUUGUAUUUAAGAGUAAAAUGAUUUUCAUUUUGUUACAGACGACUUUAGGAAGCAUGCAGAACAGCAAUGAAAAUGUUUGGUAUAUUUUAUUCUUUUCAAAUAUAAACAUUAGUCACAAACUAAACUGUUAUGAAGCUAUGGAAAACUAAAAUCUUUGGAAAGGCUGCAAAUAACUGGAAGUGGAAAUGAUUCACACUGUGCUGUACUGAUUGCUGCAGGCUUAUUUUAAUACUCUGCCCAAAUAAAGAAACGUCAACAACUGCAAGUAAA